GCACGCCCCAGUCACCAGACUGCUUGACGUCACCAGGACCUACGCCUCGCGCCGGAGACGGCAGUUGGCUGACAGUCCCUGGCCAGGGUGGUGGCGGCUCUGCGAUUGAGGCAGGCUUUCCAGAAGGGCAGGCCGCGAUGCCUUCUCAGCGGCGGGUCAGUCAGCUCCUGGAACUCUGCCUUUGGUGCUUCAUGGAGAACAUUUCCAGAUACAUCACAGACAUUAAGCCUUUGCCUCCUAACAUAAAGGAUAGGCUGAUUAAGAUAAUGAGCACACAAGGUCGAAUAACAGAUUCCAAUAUCAGUGAGAUUUUACAUCCUGAAGUGCAAAUCCUAGAUCUCCGGAGCUGUGAUAUCUCAGAUGUUGCUCUCCAACACGUGUGUACCUGCAAAAAACUGAAAGCAUUAAAUUUAAAUUCCUCACAGGAAAGCAGAGUUUCCAUAACUUCCAAAGGAAUAAAAGCUGUGGCUGCAUCUUGCUCUUACCUGCAUGAGAUUUCUCUGAAAAGAUGCUGUGGCCUCACCGAUGAGGGCGUCCUUGCACUUGCGCUCAAUUGCCGGCUGCUGAAGAUCAUCGACUUGGGCGGAUGCCUGAGUAUUACUGACAUGGCCUUACACGCACUAGGACAAAACUGCCCCUUUUUGCAGUGUGUUGACUUUUCUGCCAGCCAGGUCUCUGACAGUGGUGUGCUUGCAUUGGUUAGUGGACCAUGUGCUAAGAAGUUAGAGGAGAUUCACAUGGGGCACUGUGUCAAUCUGACAGAUGAUGCUGUGGAGGCUGUUCUUACCUACUGUCCCCAGAUAUGCAUAUUGUGCUUCCAUGGAUGCCCCCUGAUAACAGAUCAUUCACGAGAAGUCUUGGACCAGUUAGUAGGCCCAAACAAACUAAAGCAAGUAUCGUGGACUGUGUACUGAGGCUAUGGAAACUUGUCUAACCAGGAAAGCUGGGCUCAGCUUCUUUCCUCAGAUAGGGUGAAUAGAUAACUGCUACCCACUUAAUUUAACACUACUUUAUGACUAUUGUCUUAUUUAAGCUGUAACUCUUAAAGAGUAGACUAAAUCCCGUGUAUAUAGUUUGUGCUUUGAAGCUAGCCAGAUUCCUAAACAUGUUACUAUGACUGUGAGUCUGUAUUUGUUUGAUAUGUUUUUAUUUAUGGGCUAAUCCUAAUAUAAACUCAGGCAAAGGAAGAAACUGUUUUGUUUCUUAAGUAAAAAAAGUUUCAAAUGAUCUGUUUUCCCUUGAACUCUCCUCCUCUGUAGGUAUUUGAGGUAUAUGUGAGUUUUGAGAUAUUUACUGGUACAAAUAAAUCUUAGAACUCUUUUAAGUAAAGGUCUUUCUAAAACCUUAA
Molecule: messenger RNA, 1348 nt
Organism: Perognathus longimembris pacificus (Pacific pocket mouse)
Lineage: Eukaryota; Metazoa; Chordata; Mammalia; Rodentia; Heteromyidae
Gene: Amn1
Product: antagonist of mitotic exit network 1 homolog
Exons: 7
Coding region: 138-914 (258 amino acids)
Biological process (GO): SCF-dependent proteasomal ubiquitin-dependent protein catabolic process
Cellular component (GO): SCF ubiquitin ligase complex
Molecular function (GO): protein binding
Source: RefSeq, a predicted model, not a curated record